This is a messenger RNA of Rotaria sp. Silwood1, 1367 nucleotides long. The record is from the annotation of a GenBank genome assembly. NCBI's taxonomy places the organism in Eukaryota, Metazoa, Rotifera, Eurotatoria, Philodinida, Philodinidae.
AUGAUUGGUGGUGCAGAGGCUCGGGUAUAGUACCUUGGCGACAUCUAUCAAACAGCGUAAUAACUCAGACUUUGCAACUAGUGAUGUGUGGAAGAACAAAAGAUCCGCAACCAUACUCACAUCCACAUCUACGGGUAGAACCACUGAGAUGGAAGGAGAGAGAACUAUUGGAACUGAGCUGUCUUGCCGAGAAGCCGAUCCCUAUGGCAUUGCAAUGUGCGACUCCCACCAUCUCAAUUUUGGUUACGCCACUAGCAGAGAUGAGCACAGGGCAAGAUUUUCUCUCAUAUUCUGUCUUGUCCUGCUAAUUAUCUCGAUUAUGGCGAGCGGCAAGACAGAGCAAGAUUUUGAUUUUUGUCCUGUCCUGUUUUAGUCUUGCUAAUUUUUCUGUCUUGGUGGACAGCAAGAUAAGACGUCACGAUUUCUGCCGUUUUUCCGUCAAUUAAAUCAGUUUUAACAGGUUGUAAAAUGUCAAGAGUAAGAGUUUUACUUUUACUUGCAUUUUACAAAGCAAAUAACAGCAGUCCACAUUUUCUAACGCAUGCGUUUUAUAUUAUAUUCAAGAAAAAACAAUUAGAGAUGAACACAGGACAAGGUUCUUUUACCUGUCCUAUUUUGUCCGGUCACCUGCUAGGACAGGGCAAAAAUAAAAAUCUCGUCUUGUCCUACAGGACAGGACAUCAGGACAACAGAACCGUCCUGCCCUGUGCUCAUCUCUGAUCAAAAGACACACAUUUUCAGAAAAAAGCUUGUAAGAAAACAAAAUCGCAAUAUCAAUACUCACAACACGGUGCAGGAUCAAAACUGUUAUAAUGGACAGGCGCGGUUCGAAAUCAGAGUUAGCUAAUCGUAAGUAGUGCAGUUCUGAUGUUAGUCACCUAUAAUCUGCAUAAAAAAGAAGAUUUUGGACAACGAAAAAAAAAUCCAUCGAAAAACCAUCAUAUGCAUUCACAUCUAACCCAUUUAUUAUAAAAUGGCUCGCUAUGUGAGUUGUAUCGCUUGGUUUUUUCUUCUUUUAUGUACCCUUGACAUAAAAAUUUAUUAGCUUUCCAUGUGCUGUGCUGAUAGCAAUUGAUUUGUCAUUUUCUCGAAAACUUCUCGAGUCUUUUGCGUUAAUAGUUGCCUACCUGCUGUUGGUAUAUCAAUAACAUAAAGACAAAAACUGCAAUUAACAAACUUCUUCCGUCUGGUGUAUGUCCGUGUGUGGGAUCUAGAUCUGGGUAUCGCAUAUAAAUGUCGUGUUUCGGUGGAGGUGAGUGUGUGAUAUGGGCAUGUAUGGUGUAUAGCAGUGUGGGUGUGGGUGUGGGUGCGGGUGUGGGUGUGGGUGUGGGUGGGUGUGGGUGGUGUGGGUGUGGGUGUGGGUGGGG